Molecule: messenger RNA, 899 nt
Organism: Acyrthosiphon pisum (pea aphid)
Lineage: Eukaryota; Metazoa; Arthropoda; Insecta; Hemiptera; Aphididae
Product: meiotic nuclear division protein 1 homolog
Exons: 5
Coding region: 152-769 (205 amino acids)
Biological process (GO): reciprocal meiotic recombination
Cellular component (GO): nucleus
Molecular function (GO): double-stranded DNA binding
Source: RefSeq, a predicted model, not a curated record
AACUCAAGUAAUUACUAUUCAUUCAUUUCUAUUAUAAUUUCUAUUGUAAUUGUUUAGUAUUCGAAAAUCUGUAUUGUAUUCAGUUAAUGAUUUAGAUUAAAUAGCUCAUUGAAAAAUAGCUGAAGGUUAGAAGACAAUAAUUCCAACAAAUAUGUCUAAAAGAAAACAAGUCAGUGCAGAGGAAAAACGUACCAGGAUGUUAGAUUUAUUUCAUGAAAAAAAAGAUUUUUACCAGCUCAAAGAAUUAGAAAAAAUUGCACCAAAAGAAAAACAAAUUAUAGUACAAUCAGUAAAAGAUGUCAUUCAAAACUUGGUAGAUGACGGAUUAGUUGAUACUGAUAAAAUAGGAACGUCUGUGUAUUUUUGGUCUUUUCCAAGCAAAGCAAAAAUUGCUAAGAAAAAUGUAUUGGAUAAUGCUAAAACAAAAUUGGACGAGUAUCAAAAAAAGCUCGACAAGAACUUAGAAAUUAUCAAAAAAGAAAAAUUAAGAAAAGAGAUAACAGAUGAAAGACAAGCACUCUUAAACAAACUCAAGGCACUCAAUGAAGAAAAAUCACGUUUAGAAAGCGAACUAAAGAAAUAUGAAGAUUCCAAUCCAGUCGAGUAUGAGCGUAUGAAGAAAAGCAUAGAAGUGGCCAAGGAAGCGGGAAACCGUUGGACGGAUAAUGUUUUUUCAGUGAAGUCGUGGUGCAAGAAGAAGUUUUUCUUGGAAGACAGCGUUAUUGACAAACAGUUUGGAAUUCCAGGAGACUUGGACUAUAUAGAAUGAAAGAUAACGUGCACAACAGACCAUGUAUCUUGUUUGUAUAUUACAUUACUACUUACCAUGUAAUUAAUGUUCCCUUGGAGACGUGAACCAUGUUUUUCCAAUUUUUCAAAUAUAAACCGUAAAAUGCCUA